Messenger RNA from Mobula hypostoma (lesser devil ray), 2314 nucleotides. It is a transcript of the gene endou2, whose product is annotated as endonuclease, polyU-specific 2. The record is from RefSeq and is a predicted model, not a curated record. NCBI's taxonomy places the organism in Eukaryota, Metazoa, Chordata, Chondrichthyes, Myliobatiformes, Myliobatidae. The coding region runs from base 580 to 1461 and encodes 293 amino acids. Gene Ontology annotation, molecular function: RNA endonuclease activity. The transcript has 9 exons.
GUUGAGGAAUCGAAUUUUUAGAGUUAGACCGCCAUCUACUGGAUUACGCAUGCAUAACACAUGUUAACAUUAUUGCGCACUACUAAUGUGCAAAGAUAUUAUGGAGGUGGUUGGGCAAGGCCCUUCUAUUGGCUGACCACGGACUCCGUCAAUGACAGUCAAGCCGUGACGUCUAGGUAGGUGCACAAAAGCUGGGCAAUGUGUGGGCGGUGAGAGGACAGCACGAGGACCUUGGCGCUCUGACUGCCGGAUUCAGCAAACCUGGCUGUCUACUUGAUGUACGUGAUGGGAUUGGAAGCCUCCUAACAGCUGGUGCAAGUUGCUGUGAAUGGGCGUGUAGGCUCAGAGAGAAAGGAAUUCCUCAUAGAUCACUCUAAGGAAGUCGCUCCCUAGAUAAUGCUGGGCCGAAAGCAGACUCUGACAGAACGCCAUUUGUGGGGAACAUGUUCGCAGAUGUAGCGGGUGACAAGUGGUCUCCAGUGAAGAGAACCUUACAUAGAGCGUUGAACACCUGGCCUGCGAGGAGAUGAGUAGAGGGAGCAAGGAUUGUGGUAAAUUGAUUUUAUCCCUCCCCACUGAAUGCCCAGUUCAUUUUCUGAAAGAACUGCUCCGUAUAGAAUGGAAAGCAAUGUAGAACUAUCAGACAUUGCUCAGAUGCUGUGGGACAACGAUGUGAACAGACUUCAACCAGGGGUCGAUUACAAAAUUUCCCUUCAGGAGCAAGCAGGACAAAGUUACACAGACGCAACCAGCAAAACUUCAUUUCCAUUGUUCCUUUUUGUGAACGAGGAUGCUUUUAAGAAGAAAACAUUUUCAGCUUUCAUCUCCCUUCUGGAUAAUUACGAGGCCGACACAGGCCAGCCUGAGAUGAUUACCGCAGAGGAGGAGAGUGAAAUCCAGAACUUUUUGGAUGCUGUAAUGGAGACUGCAGUGCUACAGAUUGCUCACAAUUAUUUACUCAAGAAAGGGAAGGCGGAAGUCAACAAAGAAGAAUUCAAAGGGCAAUUAUAUGACAUGUGGUUCCGUCUAUAUUCUCGUGAAGGAUCCAACCAGCCCAACUCAUCUGGCUUUGAGCACGUGUUUGUGGGUGAAACCCGUGGUGGACGGAUGGUCAUUGGAUUCCACAACUGGAUCCAGUUCUACCUCCAGGAGAAACUUGGCCGUGUGGACUACAAAGGAUACACUAUGCCAGACAACCAGGUCAAGCCGGAUGAGUAUAAGCACCUGAUCACGCUGCAGUUCAGAUGGAAGAAGAGGGUGAAACCGCAGGGCAGCUGCUUCCUGGGGGUGAGCCCCGAGUUUGAAUUCGCCCUGUAUACCAUCAUCUUCUUCAUUUCGCCAGAUCGGCAGCUCAAGCUCAGGUUCAGCCAGUACGAGGUUAUGAUUGUGUGUCACAGCAACAAGCACAAAAACAUUGAGACCACCUACCCUGUUCUGCUACGGUAUCUAACCGCCAACUGAGUCAGGUUCAGGCAUCUUGCUCAGUCAACGUGGCAGAGUCUAUCGGAUAGACUGUGAUGAUCAAUGGGUAUUUCCAAGGCAUGAGAGCAGAAGUGUGAGUGGUUUAUGAAUCUUCUUAGAUCUUCAGCAUUCAGUAAGAUCCUCAGAAUUUUGCAUAACAGCAGAAUUCAGUGUUAUGGGGAAAAGUCUGGAAGAUGGAGCUGAGUCCGCGGCCAGAACAGCCAUGUUGGGGCAGACAUGACAGGCUAGAUGGCUACUAUUUCUUAUGUUCUUAUCAUAGUUGAUUUGGUAGUUGGUCCACUUUCAUAUUAGAUCCUUUUAUUUUCUAAAGACAUGAUCAUCCAAAAAAAAACUCUAUCACAGGACAUGCAGUAAAUACUCAAUAACUUAGCAUCCACAGCCCUCUGAGAUGGAGCUUUCAAAUAACCCUCUGAGUACUGAAAUGUCUUUGUACCUUAGGUCAACAUUUCAUCCUAAGGCUAUGGCUCCUGGCUCUUGAUUUCAUCUGAGGAAAGAACCGCUUGGAUGAAUCUUGCAUCUCCCACUGAGAUUAUUUCUCAUUCUGUGAAGGUCAGUCUUACCCAGCCUUUGUCCACAGGAUAGCCCCUCUUCCUGGGAAUUAAUUUGUUGGAUCUGUGCCACACUGGUUUCAAGGCAAAUAUAGACCCUUCUUUAAAUAGAGAGACUAAAUCUGCAUGUAUUACUUCUAAUGCGGCUUCUCUGAAACUGCACACUGUUAGGAAGGUGUUAUAGGGUAACGUAAUUGGGAGAACUGUACCUAAUUCACAGCCAUAGACGUUGAGUUGGCGUCUCACUUUACGAGGCUGGUCUGAUGUAUUAUGUAAAAGGCUUU